UCCCCUUCUCCCUGCCGUGCGAUUCCCUGCUGGCUGGAAGUCUCACUCAGCACCAGCGCUUCAGCACAUUCGAAAUGCCUCACCCGGUCUGAUUUGCCAGGAGCUGCAGCGCAACACGCAGCCCGGCUCUUUUCCGGCCUCAACGCUUUCAAACCUUCUGCUUCUUUAACAUAUUCUUCUUUGCAAACAUAUUUAUAAUGUCAUUGCCUUUAAAUGGACAGAAGAUCGACACAAAAUGAGAAAAGUUAAAUCUGCGAAUUCGUUUUUAAUCACUUAAGACAUUGAAAUUGCCCCACCUGCUGGGUGGUUGAUGAACGCUAAGCGGAGACAGGAUUUCCCCUUCACGCGCGAACCUGGAGAACAUCUGUACAGCAAGUCAAUCUCACCGGACGCUAAACGGGACUGGUGCCCAUCUCCCGCAAACGCGUGAGUGAGCGGGUGCACGGAAGUUCACCCGCAUACAGGUGUGAGCGCGCGCGAGCAACACACACACACACACUCUCCCUCGCGCGCGCUCAUGUCUGCGCGCUCUGGAAGACACACACACAUGCGCGCGCGCGUACGCACGCGCUUACAGACAAGCUGAAAGACCUCCGCUGGCUGAAAAUGCCCCCGCUGCGGCUUAUUGGAACACUGCGCUUCUAGUUAUUUUAUUUUCUUUCUCUCUCCGUCUCUGAAGAUGCAGCCUGGGAAGUGGGAUGUUGCAUUUCCAAGGUGUGCUCAAACUGGAGGACAGAAGAUAUGAUGCAGAUCCGGAGAGGGUGGGGGUGGGAAGGCUCUCUUGGGCAACUUGGACCAGUAGAACCAGCAGUAGCAGCGGCAGCAUCAGCAGCUGCCGACGAGCCGGGCGAGCUUCGAGCAGAGAGCGCUGCCAUGGGGCGUGAAGUUCAAGAGAAGCAGAGACUUUGACGCAAGAACACUUUUUGAAAAGUGAGGCAUUCUAGCAUUUUAAACAAGGAAGAAACUUAUUUUUUAAAUAAUUUUUAAUGUAUUCGAAUGCUUCGCCAACGCAGGAAAAAAGAACGGAUUCUUUGUUUCAUUGUCCUGUUACAUCUUCUUAUGUUGGAAGUCUAAUUUUAAAGUGGAUUACACCGUGUAUCUCUGGGCUGUGAAAGGUUUUAUUUCUGCCACACGUCUUCAGUUCUUCAGCUCUUGUACUUUACUUUUUAACAGAUUCACUUGCCUGCUUUUACUGUUUUCCCGAAGGAUUACACGCGCCAUCGUGCUUUUCUUUUGGGAUGAUGAAGUUAUUUGUUAUCUAGAUCAUGAUGAUCAUUUUUAAAAUGCAAAAAGUAAAGUAAGUAUUGUGUAGCUUUUAAAGCUAUAUUCUUUUUUUUAUCGUGCUUAUACAUUCCAUAGUUCGAAUGACGAAUCUAAAUAAAAUACAUUUAUUGAGCGAUUUUAUAUUUGUAGCAUGCAUUUUUGAGAUCAGCCGAAAAAAAAUUGUCAAAUAAUUGACUGGCAUGGAAGUUAGUUUGUAGUGCAAGAUGUCCAAUCCAUGAGAAAAUUUUGGACUGUUGGCAAAGGAAUGUUGAACAGACAAAAGGCAGACUGGGUGAAACCCGGGCACAAUCUGUGGAUACAAUAGCAGAGGCAGCUUUCUGUAAAGAGAAAACGAAAUCUAGAUUACAUACAGAGUGCCUUCUCGCAGUAAUCACUGUUAUACAAAGCUCUUUGAUAGAAAUGGUGAAGCAGAAUCAUUGCCGCUGAAUUUUGUGGCUCCUGACUAAGUUCCCUUUUAGUACAGUAGGGGGGUUUCUCUUUCAGGAUGGUACCUCCCCCACCAGCUAAUAAGCCUCAUGUAUGUCUCUCCACUAUCCUCAUUAUGAGCAGCAUGGCUCUCAUGGAUGCCUACCUUGUUGAACAGAAUCAGGGACCACGGAAAAUUGGUAUCUGCAUCAUGGUCUUGGUUGGUGACAUCUGCUUUUUGAUCAUCCUGCGCUAUGUUGCUGUCUGGGUGGGCGCGGAGGUAAGGACGGCAAAAAGAGGGUAUGCAAUGAUUUUAUGGUUCCUCUACAUCUUUGUGCUGGAAAUCAAAGUCUAUUUCAUCUACCAGAGCUACAAAGCGGAUAGAAAGAGUCUGGACACCAUUGCUCGCAAAGCCUUGACGUUGCUCUUGUCCAUUUGUGUACCAUCGCUGUAUAUAAUUCUGGCUGCCGUUGACCACAUGGAAUACGUGAGAGUGUUUAAGAAGCGAGAGGAGCUACGGAACCGUCUUUUUUGGGUGGUUGUGGAUCUGCUGGAUGUUUUGGAUAUACAGGCUAACUUGUGGGAGCCACAGAAGAAGGGACUUCCUUUAUGGGCGGAAGGGCUCAUGUUCUUUUAUUGUUAUAUACUGCUACUGAUCCUGCCCUGUGUAUCUCUAAGUGAGAUAAGCAUGCAGGGCAUAAACAUUGUACCGCACAAAAUGAUGCUCUACCCCAUACUGAGCAUGAUCACCAUUAAUAUCAUUACCAUCUUCAUCCGUGGGGGCAACAUGAUCUUUUUUCGGGAUGCCAGAGUUUCAGGAAUCCUCAUGGGCAAGAACAUCUUGGCUAUUAUUCUAAAGACCUGCAGCUUUGUGCAAUAUAAAAAGCAGUUGCACAGUCUGCCACCUGGAUUUGGAAUUGAGUUACGAAAAAAUUCCGUGCCCCACCCUCAGACUUUGUCUACACCACCUUCCCUGAUAAUCCAAAAUCAGACGCCUCUGCCCGAGGUCACUGGAUGUGAGAAUACAUGACACCUGUUUGGGGAAACACAGUCACGGACAAAAGGCCGAUCUUGAUCAAUGGGGGAAAAACGAGUGUCUGAAGUAAAUGCAGUCCAACUUUCCAGUAACUCUUUUGGAUUCACCGAUUCUUGGAAACGUCAUGAAGACUCUAAAGUGACAAAUAAACACACUUUUCUAACUUUA
This is a messenger RNA of Erpetoichthys calabaricus (reedfish), 2893 nucleotides long. Its product is annotated as transmembrane protein 121-like. The coding region runs from base 1769 to 2719 and encodes 316 amino acids. Lineage: Eukaryota; Metazoa; Chordata; Cladistia; Polypteriformes; Polypteridae. The record is from RefSeq and is a predicted model, not a curated record. The transcript has a single exon.